Pisolithus orientalis is the source of this 1982-nucleotide messenger RNA. RefSeq lists its product as uncharacterized. The transcript has 8 exons. Bases 309 to 1622 code for a protein of 437 amino acids. The record is from RefSeq and is a predicted model, not a curated record. NCBI's taxonomy places the organism in Eukaryota, Fungi, Basidiomycota, Agaricomycetes, Boletales, Pisolithaceae.
CUCCAAUAAGGCGUGGGGUUGAAGUGGAGGGGGAGGCCUCCACAUUUGCGGCUGCCAGCAUCGUUUCAGCUCCUUUGGGCAAUCCACCUGAAUGCGAGCCGUACGAGGAUGAUCGUCGCACACCGCUGAGAAGAAAUUGGAAUGUCAACACCUGGCUGGACAGGCUCCACUUGUUUCCCAGCGCCCGUCGAGAUGGCACUACUGUUGACCACGAAAGCAGACUUGACAAAGCGAGCGAGGCAAUACCGCCCCCUACAUCGCCCACUGAAGAAGUUACGAUUACCCCAGACGAUAUCGUCAUUGCUGUCAUGGGCCCUACUGACUCGGGGAAGACCACAUUUAUCGACCGCGCAGUCGGGAGACCCGAUGUGGGCCACGGAUCGACUUCCUGCACAAAGGAAGUGCGCCCUGUCCGAUAUCCUCACCCCGAUGGCGUUCGCAACGUCGUUUUGAUUGAUACACCAGGGUGCAAUAAUUCAUUCAUGACAGAUUUCGAGGUUCUUUGGAAAAUUGCAGAGUGGUUGAAUGCGACCUACAGCAGAAAGAUCAAACUGAAUGGCAUCCUAUAUUUCCAUCGGAUUUUAGACAACAGAAUUGAAGAAGCACCGUCAAGGAACUACAAAAUCUUCAAAGAACUUUGUGGCAAAGAUAACUACAAGAAUGUCAUAUUCGUUACCACGAUGUGGGAUCAAGUAUGGGAAGAGAUUGGCUCCGAGCGCGAACAGGAUCUACAGUCUGACUUCUGGCGGGAGAUGAUCAGCUUAGGAUCAACCACUCGCCGCUUCGAAGGGACCACCGAAUCUGCUCGAGAUAUAAUUGAUGCAGUUUCAUUCUCACGGCUGGCUGAGCGUCGCCCGCUUCAAAUCCAACGGGAAAUGGUAGAUAAACACCUACCACUUGAUAAAACAUCUGCCGGAAAAAUGGUUUCCAGGCUUCUCAGCCUCAGGCUCGGCUCCGAUGGGAUUUUGGCACGGAUUAGAAAGGCUACGGGGAGGCCGAAUUAUCGGACGACGAGAAUCACGGUCACCCUAAGCGAUGAUGAUCUCACCGACACUCAGCCCGUUGGGACGGGAAUGAGCAGUUCUGGAAUUUGCAGCGUGGAAGGCUACCAGGGUGCUUUGGGUCGGGUAAUACCUGCUUUGCAGGCAUCGGAACUUGUCCAUACCCACUACCUCAAGGAUGCGAUCGCUCCGUGUCUUAACAUCGCUCUGUCCAUUGAGACCAUGGCGGGAACGCACCACGCAUUUUUCCAAGUUCUAGAAACCGCCACGCUACUGAUCAAUGCCACAUCCGAGCGUGCAAAAGAGGCGAAGUUCUCGUCAGAUAUACAGGCGGCAGUCAGCGACUUCGCAAAGGAAAUGAACCACGUGCAGGGAAUCAUCCAGGAUCUUGCCGAAAGGACACCCGAAGUUCGACGAGUCCUUCAGUCGACAGAUGCCCAUAUUAUUUCUUCCUGCGCGAAUUCGAUGCGGCUGUUGCGCGAAAUCCUUCCAUCGGCAUCUUCCAUAAAAUACGAUCUCCGUAGUGUAGACAAUGGUUUGGAGGCCCUGAAACGGGCCUUGAUGACUGACAAUUGCAGUUGUGGCAUUCCUGUAGAGCCGGAGCAAACCCAUUCACCCUAAAUACUGUAUUGUAAGCGACUGCGUCAGCCUCUCACUCUCCAGGCAAGGUUUAGGCUAUUGCUAUGGAUCGUAUUACUCGUUUGCUGGUUGUGGGUUCUUUUUGUCAUUUGCAUGUACGGUGUUCAUGCACAAGUUCAUUUUUGUGUCCCUAGUUGUGCUGUACAACGUGACUCUCCCCCUUCCCAUUCCAUGCUACAUGUUAUGCGGUUCAAAUGAUCGUCUUUUGUAGAUUCGUACUCUGGUCCACCUUUUUUGCCUCACACCUCACAAGUAUACCUCCUCGUAGACACUAGCCGCUGUAAAAGUCUGUCUGUUUCGAAAUGUAAAACAAAAACAUUCCUAACAUGUAUAUGUAUGCUA